This is a messenger RNA of Leucoraja erinaceus (little skate), 3677 nucleotides long. RefSeq names its product inositol-trisphosphate 3-kinase A (gene itpka). NCBI's taxonomy places the organism in Eukaryota, Metazoa, Chordata, Chondrichthyes, Rajiformes, Rajidae. Gene Ontology annotation, cellular component: nucleus; cytoplasm. The transcript has 7 exons. The coding region runs from base 183 to 1514 and encodes 443 amino acids. Gene Ontology annotation, molecular function: inositol-1,4,5-trisphosphate 3-kinase activity; inositol tetrakisphosphate kinase activity. Gene Ontology annotation, biological process: inositol phosphate biosynthetic process. The record is from RefSeq and is a predicted model, not a curated record.
GGCAGUUGACUGAGCUGUUUGCCCUGGUGUGAGUGCGAGUUGCUGACACUCAACUUCCGCGUCUGACACUGCUUGCAGCCCGGAGAGAGGGAGGGAGAGAGAGAGAGAGAACGAAGUGGAUUACAGAGUAAGAUCUCCAUGCAGGUUUGCCCGGCCGUUGCAAUAAUCAGGUCGGUCGGGCGAUGCUCCACCGAAAGUCCUACACCCUUGCCGACAUGUCCAGGAGCAAGCGAGUGUGCGGACCGGCGCCGCAAAGCAAGUUCAGCAUGGUGGAUCCCAGCACCGCUAACGCUCCGGCCAGCCCGCUGGGCGAACACACAGUGUGCAGGCUGCGAGCGGCCAACGGCGAGGGGGAGAGGUUGGAGCCGGAGCCCAGGCAGCGCCACCGGCCACCCGUGCCCCAGCUCACCAUCACCUCGGAGGAAGGCACCACACACGACAGCCUGGAGCUGGAGAUGGAGCCCGACUGCAGCAGCAUCAGACUGUGCCGCAAGCUCUCCAACUCGUCCCUUUCCUCCACCGGCUCCUCGCUCUUCGAGGAGUCAGAGGACGACCUGCUCGACGGUCAUCUGCAAGACCAGGGCGGCGAGAGCCAAGAGGACGAGUGUCUGAACAAACCCCAGCGAGGAGCUAAAUGGAGAGAGCGCUGUUCACCCUUCAAAGUCUCCUUCAAGAAACAGUAUUCCUGGAUUCAACUGGCUGGCCAUUCAGGCAGUUUCAAACCAGGGGACGGUGGGAAGAUCCUCAAGAAAUACAGUGAAAACGAGAAGGUGUGCUUUGAGCAACUACAAACGGACCUUCUGGCUCCCUUUGUGCCCUGUUACCAUGGCGUGAUCCAAAAGGAAGACGAGCGGUACCUUCAGCUGGAUGACCUGUUGGCCGAGUUUGACAGCCCGUGUGUUAUGGACUGUAAAAUGGGAGUAAGAACGUACCUGGAGGAAGAGCUGAUGAAAGCCCGCGAAAAACCAAAGUUGCGGAAGGACAUGUACAAGAAAAUGGUAGAAGUUGACCCUCAGGCACCAACGCCAGCGGAGCACACUCUGCAGGGAAUAACUAAGCCACGAUACAUGCAGUGGAGAGAGUCCCUCAGCUCGACAGCAACAUUCGGCUUCCGCAUUGAAGGCGUUAAGAAGCCAGACGGAAUAGGCAGCACAAAUUUCAAAAAGACCAAAACGAAGGAACAGAUUCUCCAGAUCUUUGAAGAUUUUGUCGAUGGAAACAAGAACAUCAUGAAAACCUACCUGGUGCGACUGCUCGAGAUUCGGAAAAUCCUGGAAUCAUCUGAGUUCUUCAAAAUGCAUGAGGUUAUUGGGAGCUCCUUGCUGUUCAUCCAUGACAAGAACGAGCUGGCCAAGAUCUGGCUGAUCGACUUUGGCAAAACCAGAAAGCUGCCGAAUGGACAGACACUUAACCAUCGGAUGAAGUGGCACGAAGGCAACAGGGAAGAUGGCUAUCUCUGGGGGCUGGACAACAUGAUUGAUAUUGCAUCCAAGAUCUCGGAGGACCAGCGAUGAUUCCUGGCCAGAGACUCCUCUUUGCCUUGGGUUUUCCAAUGGGCACCCAGAUGGUUAUCUGACGAGGUCUUUGGAUGUGGACGUAUUGCUACUAUUCACGCUGGUGAGAGAGUGAGCAAUAACAGAGAUAGACUGUGAGAGUUUCUCUAAUAACCCAAAGCUCCAUCUUGCAUGUGGGAUCCACACUGUGACUAUGAUGCCCUAAAGAAAAUGGACCACACAUGGUGAAGUGACAUGCUUGUCAAGUGGGAAAUAUAGUUGCUGCCAUUACAGAACAGUUGCAAAUGAUCGCUCUUGCCUUCACCCUGAAAUAUAUUUUGAUAACAAUAAUGAUUGAUUUUUUUUGUACUGAUGGAUGAUGGGGACAGAUGAAUAUUUAUAAGGCUCUUUUAUGAUGCAUUACCAGCUUCCCUCCGCAAGUGCCCUCUUCUGCCUCCUGGUGGCUAGUUUUGAAGCAGCGGCAGCCAAAGAUAACUUGUUCCCAGCCUUCUUGGCUUCACUCUGCUUCCCACCUCUCCGACUCCCGCACCCCGCGAUGUAAAAGGUGUUUGAGGUAGGAAAUGGCCCAGUAUUCUUGCCAACAUUUUGCUGUGAGCCUCCUUGUAUUUCCUUAGCGCCUUUCACGACCUCAGGAUGUUUCGAAGCUCCUUCCAACCAAGUGAGAACUUUUCAAAUGUGGUCACUGUUAUAUGAAAAGCAACUAGCCAAGUUGUUCACGACACCGCCACGGCAAACAACCAGAAGGCAAUUACCAAAUGCAUGGUUGAGUGGUAAAUAUUGGUCAGCAAGCCAGGGAAAAAUCCACUGUUCUCCAGAAAUGUGCCUCAAAAUAUUUAUGCCAAUCAGAGAAAAUGGGCAGCUUCCCUGUUCGAAAGGAAGCGCCUGGGAUUUUGUCUUUAGUAUUCAAUCAACUCAGCUUUGCUUCUGUGUCAGCUGAGGAUCAGGGGUAGGUCUUGGGGCACUGCUCAUGUUGAACGGUUGUAACUUUACAAUCAAAGCCAGUUAGAUAAGGCUUUGUUAGUUAUAUUGACCUACCUGACCAUGCUUACAGUGCGGCACAGUGGUAGAGUUGCUACCUUACAGUGCUUGUUCGAUCCUGACCACGGGUGCUGUCCGUACAGAGUAUGUACGUUCUCCCCAUGACCGCGUGGGUUUUCUCCGAGGUCUCUGGUUUCCUCCCAAAUCUCAAAGACAUACAGGUUUGUAGGUUAGAAAUCCGUCUGAAGAAGGGUUUUGGCCCGAAACGUUGCCUAUUUCCUUCGCUCCAUAGAUGCUGCUGCACCCGCUGAGUUUCUCCAGCAUUUUUUUUGUGUAACCCAGGUUUGUAGGUUAAUUGGUUUGGGUUUGUAUACUUGGUAUAAGUGUCAAUUGUCCCGUGUUUGUGUGUGUUAAGGCUAGUGUUAAUGUGUGGGGAUCCGCUAGGCGAUGCGGACUCAGUGGGCCGAAGGGACUGUUUCCGCGCUGUAUCUCUAAACUAAACUAAACUUGUGACAAGCCACUGACGAAAUGGACCACAAUGUACUGACAGGCAUAGAGAAAGAUGUGUUACACUAACAUAGCAAAUAAAUCAAAAAUUAUCCUGACUAAUGUGCCCUGUGGCAACUGCAAAUUAAAAGGCAAAGCAAACAAACAAGCGCACCAGAUGUUUCCCGUUGUGAGAUAAUUUUCUUUGAUACAUAACAGACACCAUUGAUACUCAAUUUAGUUUAGUUUAGUUUAGUUUAGAGAUACAGCGCGGAAACAGGCCCUUCGGCCCACCUGGUCCAUGCUGACCAGCGAUCCCUGCAUAUUAACACUACCCUACACCCACUAGGGAUCAUUUUUACAUUUACCAAGCCAAUUUACCUACAAACCUUUAUGUCUUUGGAGUGUGGGAGGAAACGGAAGAUCUUGGAGAAAACCCACGCAGAUCAUGGGGAGAACGUACAAACUCGGGAUCGAACCCGGGUCUCCAGCGCUGCAUUCACUGUAAGGCAGCAACUCUACUGCCGAGCCCAAUUGCCGAUCCAUUAGUAGAAAAUCUGCAUACAAUAAAAUGCUCCAAAACAAAGGUCUUGUUUAAAAAAUCAACGCCACCUAGUUAACAUAAUCUUAACAGUCUGGGUUAUAUCAGACUGUUAACAGUCCACUGUGCCACUCUGAUAUACUCACAUCCCUUUAUUA